CAGGCUGAAAAGUGAAAACUCACACCUAGAGAGCAAGCUUUCAUUGUUUAGGUUUUCUCUAGUGGGGAGGCAUUGAUGUUAGCAGGAAUGAAGGAGCGAGAGGAAGCUUUACAUUGUUACCUUGCUUUGCUUUCUCAUGAGGCAAUAUUUCUUGCGAAAGUAAGUGAAGUAAAGUGAGGGAAGAAAAGGGAGUGGCUGAGAAACUAGUGAACUAGAGCGCUGAGCGACACAAGGCAAGGGAAAAGAUAAGGAAAAUCAUACUGACAUCAGCACUGGAGACAGGUGUACAGGAGCCGUACUUGGAUCUGAAACUGGAUCAGAUACUCCAGGACCUCUCAAAUAAAAGUUGAACGGACAAAUAAAAGUAUUGGUUGUGUUUUUGCGUUCACCUGCUGUUUAUCGGAGCCCCUUUAGUGGGAAUUAUGGCAAGCUACCUGUACUACCUGCUCCCAGCAGUAGGGGGCUACGCUCUCACUUCACUCUACUUUCUGAAGAACCCUCAUAUUCUGCACAAGAAGAAGCAGACAGCUUUCUCCUGCACCCACAUCUCUCACAGGGGAGGCGGUGGUGAAAGGAUUGAGAACACCAUAGAGGCCUUUACACAUGCGGUUGAAGAAGGCACAGAGAUGCUGGAGUUAGACUGUCACUUGACUAAAGACGGUCAUGUUGUUGUGUCACAUGAUGAGAACCUCCUGCGGCAGACUGGACAAGAUGUCAACGUUUCCUCCCUAAAACUGGAGGAUUUGCCACCUUAUAAGGAGACGCUCGAGGUGACCUUUAAGACAGGCCACGUCAGCACUGGGUCAGAUAGAAACAUUGCAUUAUUAGAGGACGUCUUCUGCAAAUUUCCACAGACAGCUGUAAACAUUGAAGUGAAAGAGAAUAACAGCUUGCUCAUUGAAAAGAUUUCUGAUCUCGUGAAGAAAUACAACAGAGAGGCCACCUCAGUUUGGGCUUCUGUUGACUCUACCAUCAUGAAAAAUUGUCUCAAAACAAAUUCCUCAAUGCCCUACAUGUUCACUGUGAAGCGAGGUUUAAAGCUGCUCCUGCUCUACUACACUGGUCUCCUGCCAUUCGUUCCCCUCGGGGAGAGUUUCCUGCAGUUCUACCUGCCACAGAUCAUAAACAGAGAAUACAUACCUGACAUGUGGAUCAUGAGAAGCAGACUGGUCAUCUUUUUAAUUGAAAGGCUGACGAUGAGAAAAGGGAUGUUCAAGCACCUCAGAGACAGAGGAAUUCAGAUUCAUCUCUUUGUGUGUAACAACGAAGAGGAUAUUAAUACUGCAUUUGCUGUAGGAGCAACAGGAGUCAUGACCGAUUAUCCCUCCCUGUUAUCAAACUAUAUUAAAACGCACACACAAGACACGUGAUCAAACGCAAACACACAAUGUAAUUAACCCUUGCCCAGUCAAACACCACGCACACACACGCUGUACAAAUGCUGUUUGCCUUUAAACACAGACAAGUUUUAUAUCAACGACAAUAUUAUCUUAUCUAGCAUAGUGUUCACACGAAACCUAUGUGGUUUAUGUCAUUCUUUAUGGGUCAGUAUGAACACGCAUAAUAAAUACAACUCAUGCCUUA
Messenger RNA from Puntigrus tetrazona (Sumatra barb), 1584 nucleotides. It is a transcript of the gene gdpd3a, whose product is annotated as glycerophosphodiester phosphodiesterase domain containing 3a. Gene Ontology annotation, biological process: glycerophospholipid catabolic process. Lineage: Eukaryota; Metazoa; Chordata; Actinopteri; Cypriniformes; Cyprinidae. Gene Ontology annotation, molecular function: phosphatidylcholine lysophospholipase A1 activity; phosphoric diester hydrolase activity. The transcript is spliced from 11 exons. Bases 423 to 1370 code for a protein of 315 amino acids. Gene Ontology annotation, cellular component: endoplasmic reticulum membrane. The record is from RefSeq and is a predicted model, not a curated record.